AGAUGGCGAUCUAGCACUCUUGACUGGACAGUUGCAUCAGUUCCUGUGUGUGCGUGUUGUAAAUGGCUGUGCUGUGGCUGCUGCUCCACGCUACUUUUUAUUCCCAGGACGCAGAAUAGUAAUACAGUCUCAUCUUGUAGGAAAGGCAGUGAUCAUAAGACGUCACAUUCCUGCUUGGGUUGGUUCGACAAAGCCAAGUGCGCAGCUAUUUGUAAGCUAAGACAACAACAACAACCAGCAGCACCAUGCCCAUGGAUAACGUAGGGAUUUCUCUGAGAUCCCCUCGCCUUGCGGAGACCAGAUCUGCGUCAGAUCCAUAGCAAAGACAGCCGUCAAUUGCUCCGGAUCUCUCAGCUGUAAAAAACAAAAACAUAAAAAAGGGACUUCGUGUUGCCUUUUCUUCGCAACAAAUAGGACGCACGCCGUGGAUUUGAAGAGUCAUGGAGGAAACAGCUGCUGCAGCUCCAGCCUCUGGCAACGGUGCUGCCCCACCAACCCCGAGACCUCAGCUUCCCCCCUUUGUGCCCUCCCGCAGCCUGCUAGAGUGGAGACGGAGGGUCAAGUCUGAGUAUAUGCGCCUUCGCCAAUUAAAACGCCUUAAAAAAGUAGAAGAGGUCAAGACCCUGUUCAUGUCCAACAGGCAAAAGAUUGAACAGCAGACAAAUCUCCUGAAUGCAGAGUGGUCCAAGCUCAGAGUUCAGUCCAUCCCUCUGUCAACGUCUGGUGGAGCUCAGGGCAACAAAAAGAUGUGUACAGUGGAGUUUGGCUUCCCAGAAUUCAAAGCUCAAGCCAUUGCCAUGAGACCCUUAUCAACGGUGACAGGAAUCCCCUUCAUGUACUCCUGGUCGCCUCUGCAGAACAACUUCAUGGUUGAGGACGAGACGUUCCUUCACAACAUCCCCUACAUGGGCGACGAGGUGCUGGAACAGGACGAGGCCUUCCUGGAGGAACUCAUCGACAACUAUGAUGGUGUCCAUGGUGACAGAGAGGGGGGGGUUAUCAGUGACGAAGUCUUUAAAGAGCUAGUGGAAGCCCUGAGCCAGUACUCUGACCACGAGGAAGAGGAAGAGGAAGAAGCAGCGGUGACAGCGGUGACAGGGACGAUGGCGGACGUCAUGGGAAAGAAGGAGGACGAGAGAGUGAUGAGGAGCUCAGUGGAGGGUUCAGAAGAGACCAAACCUGGUACUGUGGCAUCCAUCAGGAGGAAGAGGAGGAGCACUACGGAGGUGAGGGACUUGUCCAGCAGCAAGAAGGUCCCCAACGAUAACAUAUUCACAGCCAUUGCCUCAAUGUUCCCUUACAAGGGCACCAUGGAGGAGCUGAAGGAAAAGUACAAGGACCUCCUAGAGCCCCCCAGUCCGGUCAAGCUGCCCCCACACUGCACCCCCAACCUGGACGGACCCUUUGCUAAGUCUGUACAGCGGGAACAGUCGUUACACUCCUUCCACACGCUCUUCUGCAGACGUUGCUUCAAAUAUGACUGUUUCCUCCACCCUUUCCAUGCUACACCCAAUGUUUACAAGAGGAAGAGUAAGGAGAUCCGCAUUGAGACUGAACCAUGUGGUGUAGACUGCUUCCUGUUACAGAAAGGGGCUAAAGAAUUUGUGGAUCAGAAUAUGUUACGGUCACAGAGGUCUCGGAGGCGCCGAAGGCAGCAGCGUCCCACCUGCUCCAGCUUUCCUGGACCGUCUGCAUCUGCUGAGGAUGGAAAGGAGGCCUACAGUGACCAUGAAACCACCUCCUCCUCAGAGGGGAAUUCGCGAUGCCAGACUCCCACAAAGAUGCGUCUAAGGGAUGAUGAAGGAGAGCAGCAGGCGGGCUGUGUGGUUCAGUGGAGCGGGGCGGAGGAAUCACUCUUCCGGGUUCUACACGGCACUUACUUCAACAACUUCUGCUCCAUUGCUCGUCUCAUCGGUACAAAGAACUGCAAGGAGGUGUACGAGUUUGCAGUAAAGGAGGUCCUUAACCAUCGUGUUCCUUUGGUUGAUGGAGGCGUCGCGCCCCAAAAGAAGAAACGCAAACACAGGUUAUGGGCAAAGAUUCAGCUAAAGAAAGAUAAUUUGUCCAAUCAGGUGUACAACUACCAGCCAUGUGAUCACCCCGACCAUCCAUGCGAUAGCUCCUGCCCGUGUGUGAUGACCCAGAAUUUCUGUGAGAAGUUCUGCCAGUGCGCGCAUGAGUGCCAGAACCGCUUCCCAGGCUGCAGGUGUAAGACACAGUGUAACACUAAACAGUGUCCCUGCUACUUAGCCGUGAGGGAAUGUGACCCAGAUCUGUGCAUGACCUGCGGUACUGCAGACCACUGGGACAACAAAGCCAUCUCCUGCAAGAACUGCAGCAUCCAGAGAGGCCUAAAAAAGCACCUGCUUUUAGCUCCAUCAGAUGUCGCUGGAUGGGGCACCUUCAUCAAAGAGUCAGUUCAGAAGAAUGAGUUCAUCUCUGAAUAUUGUGGAGAGCUGAUCUCCCAAGAUGAGGCAGACCGACGUGGAAGGAUCUAUGACAAAUACAUGUCUAGCUUCCUCUUCAACUUGAACAAAGACUUUGUUGUGGAUGCCACGCGAAAGGGGAAUAAAAUCCGCUUUGCAAAUCAUUCAGUUAAUCCCAACUGCUACGCUAAAGUGGUAAUGGUGAAUGGAGACCACCGCAUCGGUAUCUUUGCCAAACGAGCUAUCCUGCAAGGAGAGGAGCUCUUCUUUGACUACAGAUACAGCCAAGCGGAUGCCCUCAAAUAUGUUGGCAUAGAGAGGGAGCGUCACAUAGCUGAUGAGUUUCUAUGAGCAGUCGCUGUCUCUGUUGCAAUUCUAAAAAUAGAGUCCCUCCCCGCUGUAUGCAGAUAUCAUACCACCUCCUUCAGUGACAGCAGUUAGCUCUCCCUCUCAUCUGCCCGAACCCACCCACCUACCUGCAAGAGUGUAUACGCCAAGCUUAUAAAAUGUAGCUAUUUAAAGUGGAAAUACAAUUAAUCCGUAUCGCUUACUGCACCAAGAGGAUCACAUUAUUCUUUUUUUUUUUCAUCAAGACAAAGCAAUGAAGUCGCGAUUACAUUACAUCAUCAUCAUCAAGUGUGUUACUCUCUCAGCAGUUUUAUUACUGUACUUAUAGACCGGCUUUUGUUUGACCUCUCAAUACGUAGUGCAAGCUUUUACAUCGUACCUAAUGAUGAUCAGUGAAAUGCAUGUGCUGUCUCUUGGAUAAACAAACCAUUAAACAUGUUAGCCACAGCAUUAGCUACAGUCUGAUGCUGCUCUGUGCAGUCUUUCAGUAUUUUAGUGUGAUGUUACUGCCUGUUCUUCAGAAUAACUUGACUGUUUGACAGUGUUGUAUGUUCUUCUAUGAACCUUUUCAGCGGCUAGCAUCACCACCACAAAAUAAAAGUAAAAUUAGUUAUUGUGCAUUUAUAUCAUUGUUCGGCAAAAGUAUAGGCAGCCAGACUAGAAACCGACUGACUGAAUGUAACCUGUAAAUGAUGGUGAAGAGAUCUCAUCCCUCUUUUCAUUUUACACAUUAAUCCAUUCUACUGGUACUCUGGGCAACGUACUGUUUAACAUUUAUAAACAUUUAUCAUCAUGUUUACAUGAUCUUGAGGCCUUCACACCUUGUGAAGGAAAUAAUUAAUAAAUUAACAAGUCACACAGUAAAUGUCUUCCUUUACAAAUUUUUAAAGUGCCAAAUGAUUUCUCACAGAAAAAGGCUGAUACCGUGUGGAUAGGUUGCAUACUUAACAGAGGUGUGUUUGCAAGGGUUUUACCAUGACAAAAGCAAAUUCAUCUGUGUUUGACCAAAUACUAAAGUCCCCCACAUGUGAAUGUAAUUUAUCUUUUAUCAUCUUCUCUUCAUUUUUUAUACGUCCAGAUUUGUUAUUCACUAUGUCUUUCAUUUUUAAAACAUUAACGCCCACAUUGAAAUGAGAUCUUUCUCAAUAGGAUAUGAAAAAAAUGGAGUUUACUGCUUUGUACAGUGUAUGCCUAUAACAAUAAAGGUUUAACUUUAUACAAUAAAA
Messenger RNA from Etheostoma cragini (Arkansas darter), 4000 nucleotides. It is a transcript of the gene ezh1, whose product is annotated as enhancer of zeste 1 polycomb repressive complex 2 subunit. Gene Ontology annotation, biological process: chromatin remodeling. The record is from RefSeq and is a predicted model, not a curated record. Gene Ontology annotation, molecular function: histone H3K27 methyltransferase activity; protein binding. The coding region runs from base 441 to 2777 and encodes 778 amino acids. The transcript has 21 exons. Lineage: Eukaryota; Metazoa; Chordata; Actinopteri; Perciformes; Percidae.